CAGAGAGUGUUUCAGUGAUCACUCAUAUCAGUUUCCUUUCCACUACAGCAGCAGCAAACAAACUGCAUCAUCCUCUAUGGACCCGCUCUCGGCCCUCCGCGACUUCACAGUCCGCGGUGACCUCGACAAGAUCGUCCGGGUCAACGACGAGUUCCGGUUCGGCUCCGACUACAGCUUCCCCUGCCACGCAGAGACCGCCUACCGCUCCAAGCAAGGCAACCUCUACACCCUCGAAACCCUCCUUUAUUACGUCAACAACCACCAUAUCAAGCACACCGACUACAUCCAGUGCGCCCGCACCCAGGGAAUCCCCUCCGUCACUUUCCCCGACCGCAAGCCCCUCCUCGACUACCUCACCGGAAAGAUCUCCUCCUCCGACUCCAUAGAGUUCCUCCUCCCUCCCCAAAACGACGCCGUCCACCUCACCAAAAUCUCUACCACCCUCGAUGCCGCCAGCAACGCCAACCUCAUCAGCAGCGACAACGGCCAUUACGACGCUUCGGAUUCUCGGGUUUUUACUCAAAUCGAGACGCCGGUGGACUACAUGUCGUUGAUUUGCUCCAGCGAGCGCCCGUUGAAGGACCGGGAGGGAUUGCUGGAGUGUAAAGGUAGGAACUUUUACGCUGUUUUGACCUCGGCGACGAAGCGAGAAGAGGAACGACAGCGUAUUGAGUCCCAGCAGAGGAAGGAUGGGCUGGUGGCGAAGAGUAGGCUAAUGGGUUCCGACGAGAGGGGCAUGACCGGGUUCGGAGACGAAUCGGGUUACGACCCGAACCCGAAGCCUAAAUUGCACCUCAAGGGGGGUAAAAUUGGGGAAGGUGUGCCCAUAAUUUUGGUGCCCAGUGCUUUUCAGACGCUGAUCACGAUUUACAAUGUGAAGGAGUUUUUGGAAGAUGGGGUUUAUAUACCCACUGAUGUGAAGGUGAAGCAGAUGAAAGGGGCGAAGCCGGACUGCGUGACUGUGCAGAAGAAGUUUAGCAGGGAUAGGGAUCGGGUGGUGACAGCUUAUGAGGUUAGGGAUAAGCCCUCGGCGUUGAAGGCGGAGGAUUGGGACCGGGUUGUGGCGGUUUUCGUGUUGGGGAAGGAGUGGCAGUUCAAGGAUUGGCCCUUCAAGGACCAUGUUGAGAUUUUCAAUAAGAUUAUGGGGUUUUUCAUGCGGUUCGAAGAUGAUAGCGUGGAGUCGGCAAAGAUUGUGAAGCAGUGGAAUGUGAAGAUCAUCUCGAUUAGCAAGAAUAAACGACAUCAAGAUAGAGCUGCUGCAUUGGAGGUGUGGGACAGAUUAGAAGAAUUUGUGCGGUCAAGAGCACACUCUUGAUGUGCAUCAAGUUGCGGAAGAAAGAGAUUAUAGCAGUCCUGUUGGUGCAGGUUGCGCUUUUGUGCUCCUUCAACUUUUAAGUUUUGCUAUCAAAAUUUUGAGGAUUUUUUAGGAUACGUAACGUUGCAUUUUUUUCUGAGGAGUGAUGAGACUAUAUCAAUCUAAGAGUACAUGGAGAUGCUUGGCUGAAUAUCCAGGGUUGGCAAGGAGAAUGGCUGAGGAUGGAUACAUGAAGAUGGACUUGUCGUUUAACAUAUUUGCAAUGUUAAGCAAACCUUUGCCCGACCAUUGCAGAUAUGCAGAGGGUUUCCCAGUCCAUCUAAAACUGAUUGAGAAACAGUGGUCCACGCCAUUGAACCAUCUUUUCCUGAGGUUCUGCAAGACUCUGCGUGACAUUCAUCGAAUGCGGUAUCUUCACAUAUUUGCAAACAAGUCGGAAGGUAUACAGGUCCAACAUCUCCAGCCAUCUAGGGGGACAAACUGCGUUAUACAGCAAACGCUCGUAGUGGAAGUGAUGUGUGUAUCCGCGAGGACGGAGAUCGAAAAGCCUAUUUGUAUAUUGUGAUUGAUGUUUAUGAUCGUAAUUCUAAUUCAGUUGAUUGUGGCAGAAGAUCGUCGAUAGUGUUACAGGUUUUGUUUUUCA
Messenger RNA from Malus domestica (apple), 1958 nucleotides. RefSeq names its product protein CDC73 homolog. Gene Ontology annotation, biological process: positive regulation of transcription elongation by RNA polymerase II; transcription elongation by RNA polymerase II. Gene Ontology annotation, molecular function: RNA polymerase II complex binding. The record is from RefSeq and is a predicted model, not a curated record. NCBI's taxonomy places the organism in Eukaryota, Viridiplantae, Streptophyta, Magnoliopsida, Rosales, Rosaceae. Gene Ontology annotation, cellular component: Cdc73/Paf1 complex.